UUCCGACUCUGGCUUCUUCACGACUUGCGGAUAUCAGCAUGACAUCCAAACUCAUCGCCAUCAUCGCCGGCGUCGGCCCCGGAACCGGUGCCUCGGUAGCUCGCAAAUUCGCAAAAACCUACCCCGUCGUGCUCCUCGCACGCAAACCAGAGCACUUUGAAUCGCUCGCCGACGAGAUCAAAAAAAGCGGUGGAAAAGCUCUCGGUGUCUCCACAGACGUAUCGUCUCAAGAAUCCCUUCAAAACGCGCUCGCACAGAUCAAGAAAGAGUUCGGCAAUGACGUUAGCGCCGCGGCGGCUAUCUUCAACGCCAGCGGUGGCUUCCUGCGCAAACCCUUCCUAGAAACCGACGCCAGUGUGUUCGAGCAAUCCAUCAACGUAUCCGCACUCGGCGGCAUCCUGUUCUCCCAGACCUUCCUCCCGUUACUUCUCAAGGCGAAGGAAGCAGGGUCUGAGCACCCGCCCACCCUGAUCUUCACCGGCGCCACCGCGAGUAUUAAGAGCAGCGCCCAACUCGCGAGUUUCUCGACGGGGAAGUGGGCGCUCAGAGCUCUAAGUCAGAGUCUGGCCAAGGAGUUUGGGCCGCAGGGGGUUCAUGUCGCUCAUGCGAUUAUUGAUGGCGUGAUUGAUAUCCCGAGGACGAAGGAGUGGUUGAAGGAUCUAGGGCCUGAGGCGAAGUUGAGCUCUGAUGGGAUUGCGAAUGAUUAUUGGUACCUGCACACACAGCCUGCGACAAACUUCACGUGGGAACUGGAUACCAGGCCGGCGGUUGAGAAGUGGUAGGUAUGCUGACACUCCAAAGUGUCACGAUGCUGAAAAUGGGGAGAAAUGGCGAGAUUGCGGUCACCCCAAAGAGAUCAAUGAAAGCCCGGAUUUGAC
Messenger RNA from Macroventuria anomochaeta, 878 nucleotides. RefSeq names its product NAD(P)-binding protein. The record is from RefSeq and is a predicted model, not a curated record. The transcript is spliced from 3 exons. Bases 39 to 782 code for a protein of 247 amino acids. Lineage: Eukaryota; Fungi; Ascomycota; Dothideomycetes; Pleosporales; Didymellaceae.